AGCGGGGGGAGGGCGGGAGGGGGUGGGAAAAACCGGGCCGGGAACGGGUGGAGAGGCUCGGGAUUAACGCGGGUUUACAGCUAAUAGAGCCCACAACAUCCUGCACUAAGUAAAAAAAGGCCGGAAAAACCCCCCACCCACGAAGCACGAGAGCUGCGGCUGCUGGGAGGUCAAAGGGCGGAGGUGAGGAAGGAGCCGCUUCCCGGUGAGGUGGAGGCGGUGCCUCCCCGCAGGGCUGCCCGCGCCGCUGUGCCCCGGGAUGGCCUGGAGCUGAGGAUGACCCUGACUGAGAGGCUGCGCCAGAGGAUUUCGGGGGCGUUCUACAGCCACGGGCUGCUCUGCGCCUCCUACCCCAUCCCCAUCAUCCUCUUCACCGCCCUCUGCAUCCUGGCCUGCUGCUCCCCCCUGCUGAAGCUGCCUCUGCCAGGGACGGGCCCCGUGGAGUUCAGCACGCCGCUGAAGGACUACGCUCCCCCCGGGGGGCAGGGGCUGCAGCACGGGGAGCACGGGGAACGCCCCGACUGGUACGUGGGAGCCCCCGUGGCCUACAUCCAGCAGAUCUUUGUGAAGGCCACCGUGUCCCCGUGGCAGAAGAACCUCCUGGCCGUGGAUGCCGUCCGCUCGCCGCUGGCCCGCGUCUUCCCGCUGGUGGAGGAGAUCAGGAACCACGCCCUGAGGGACAGCUCCGGGGUCAGGAGCCUGGAGGAGGUCUGUCUGCAGGUGACAGACCUGCUGCCUGGCCUCAGGAAGCUGAGGAAUCUGCUCCCAGAGCACGGCUGCCUGCUGCUGUCCCCGGGGAACUUCUGGCAGAACGACCGCGAGCGCUUCAAUGCCGACCCAGACAUCAUCAAAACCAUCCACCAGCAUGAGCCAAAGACCUUGCAGACGUCAGCCACUCUCAAAGACCUGCUCUUCGGGCUGCCUGGCAGGUACAGCGGGGUCAGUCUGUCCGGCCGGCGCCGCGUGGUGUCCUACACCGUCACCCUGGGGCUGCAGCGCUACGACUCCAGGUUCCUGAGCAGCCUGCGCUCGCGGCUGAAGCUGCUGCACCCCAGCCCCAACUGCAGCCUGCGGGAGGAGAGCGUGGUGCACGUGCACUUCAAGGAGGAGAUCGGCAUCGCCGAGCUGAUCCCGCUCGUCACCACCUACAUCAUCCUCUUCGCCUACAUCUACUUCUCCACACGCAAGAUCGACAUGGUGAAGUCCAAGUGGGGCCUGGCUCUGGCAGCAGUGGUGACAGUGCUCAGCUCCCUGCUCAUGUCCGUGGGGCUCUGCACCCUCUUCGGCCUCACGCCCACGCUCAACGGCGGAGAGAUAUUCCCAUACCUGGUGGUGGUGAUUGGCCUGGAGAACGUGCUGGUGCUCACCAAGUCCGUGGUGUCCACGCCCGUGGACCUGGAGGUGAAACUGCGCAUCGCCCAAGGCCUGAGCAAUGAGAGCUGGUCCAUCAUGAAGAACAUGGCCACGGAGCUGGGGAUCAUCCUCAUCGGGUACUUCACCCUGGUCCCGGCCAUCCAGGAGUUCUGCCUCUUUGCCGUGGUGGGGCUGGUGUCAGACUUCUUCCUGCAGAUGUUCUUCUUCACCACCGUGCUGUCCAUCGACAUCCGCCGCAUGGAGCUGGCUGACCUGAACAAGCGGCUGCCGCCCGAGUCGUGCCCGGCGCGGGCUCCGUGCCGAGCGCGGGCGCUGCGCCCGGCGGUGCCACCUGCCCUGGCCCCGCAGGCGGUCACCCCGCACGGCGUGGGCACACAGCCCGUCACCCCCCACACCAUCACCCUGCAGCCGUCCUCCCUGCGCAACCUGCGCCUGCCCAAGCGCCUGCGCGUCAUCUACUUCUUCGCCCGCACCCGCCUGGCCCAGCGCCUCAUCAUGGCCGGGACAGUGAUCUGGAUCGGAAUCCUGGUGUACACGGAUCCCGCUGGGCUCCGCACCUACCUCACGUCUCAGGUCACGGAGCAGAGUCCCCUGGGGGACGCAGGCCUGCCUGCCAUGCCCGUUCCUGGAGGGGUCCUGCCCGCUGGGGACCCCAAGCUGGACCUGUCGGUGUUCCCCUCGGAGCCCGAGGCGCUGUCGGAGAACCGGACGCAGCAGCGGGAGCAGAAGGCGCGGCUGGAGCCGGAGCAGCAGCCCUGGGGCCCCGAGGGCAGGGGGAACGGGCAGCUGGAGCUGGGAACAGAAGCACAGGUUACCUGGGGAGCAGAGGAUGAGGAGAUCUGGAGGAAGCUUUCCUUCAGGCACUGGCCAGCCCUCUUCAGCUACUACAACAUCACCCUGGCCAAGAGGUACAUCAGCAUCCUGCCAGCCAUCCCGGUGACGCUGUACCUGAACCCCCAGGAGGCGCUGGAGAUGCGGCACCCGCAGGAGACCUGGCGCUCCCAGCCCUUCCUGGACACGGCCCCGCGGCCGGAGCGCCCCGCGCCCCGCGGCCACCAGGAUGUCACCCUCUACAAGGUGGCUGCUCUGGGCCUGGCCUCGGGCAUCGUGCUGGUGCUGAUGCUGUUCUUGCUGUACCGGGUGCUGUGCCCCAAGAACUACGGGCAGAACGGGCCGGGCCGGCGCCGCCGCGGGGACCUGCCCUGCGACGACUACGGCUACUCGCCCCCCGAGACCGAGAUCGUGCCCCUGGUCCUCAGGGGACACCUCAUGGACAUCGAGUGCCUGGCCAGUGACGGGAUGCUGCUGGUGAGCUGCUGCCUGGUGGGGCAGAUCCGCGUGUGGGACGCGCAGACGGGCGACUGCCUCACCGUCAUCCCCAAGCCCAGGCUGCGCAGGGACAGCAGCGGCAUCUUCGACUACCAGGAGGGCUGGGAUCCCAGCCCGGACGGCAAGAACGGGCUGGAGGACUCCUUUGAGAGCAGCCACCAGCUGAAGCGGCUGCUGGGGCCGCCGCAGCCCGCCCUGUUCUGUGACCAGCCCGACCUCACCUCCCUGAUCGACACCAAUUUCCUGGAGCACGCCAAGGCCGAGCCCGAGCCGCGGCUGCGGGCCGUGGGCGCCCGCCGCAAGGACUCGGGCUACGACUUCAGCAGCCUGGUGGGGAAGGUGUACGAGGAGCACGGCGGCUCCGGCUGCAGGAACGGGACCUUCCCGGGGCUCCCGGCCCCGCACGGCCCCGCCGGGCUCUGCGGCGGCCGCGCCCCGGCCUGCGGCGAGGGCGAGGGCGGCUGCGGCGGGGACGAGACCUGCGCGGGCUGUGACAAAUCCUCACCCCCGCCCUCCUGGGGAGGGGACCUGGAGAGCUCCAUCUGGAGCCUGGAACUGCAGGGGAACCUCAUCGUGGCUGGCAGGAGCAAUGGGAAGCUGGAGGUGUGGGAUGCCAUCGAGGGGACCCUCCGCAGCAGCAAUGAUGAAGGACAAUCCGGCAUCACAGCCCUCGUCUUCCUCAACAACAGGAUCGUGGCUGCCCGCCUGAAUGGCUCCUUGGAUUUCUUCUCUCUGGAGACACACACGUCCUUGAACCACCUGCAGUUCCGAGGUGGCCCGGGCAGGAGCAGCCUGCCGCCGUCGCCGGAGCUGUGCCGCGGGGCCGCGCUGCGCUGCCGGCUGACACACAGCGUGGCGUGCGCGCACCACAAACCCAUCACCGCGCUGCGGGCCGCCGCCGGCCGCCUGGUCACCGGCAGCCAGGACCACACCCUGCGGGUGUUCCGGCUGGAGGACUCGUGCUGCCUGUUCACCCUGCAGGGCCACUCGGGGGCCAUCACAGCCGUGUACAUCGACCAGACCAUGGUGCUGGCCAGCGGUGGCCAGGACGGGGCCAUCUGCCUGUGGGACGUGCUGACGGGCAGCCGUGUCAGCCACAUGUUCGCCCACCGCGGGGACGUCACCUCGCUGACCUGCACCACGUCCUGCGUCAUCAGCAGCGGCCUGGACGACGUCAUCAGCAUCUGGGACCGCAGCUCGGGCGUCAAGCUCUACUCCAUCCAGCAGGAGCUGGGCUGCGGCGCCAGCCUGGGCGUCAUCUCCGACAACCUGCUGGUGACGGGGGGCCAGGGCUGCGUGUCCUUCUGGGACAUCGGCUACGGCGACCUGCUCCAGACCGUCUACCUGGGCAAGAGCAACGAGUCGCAGCCGGCGCGGCAGAUCCUGGUGCUGGAGAACGCCGCCAUCGUCUGCAACUUCGGCAGCGAGCUCAGCCUGGUCUACGUGCCCUCGGUGCUGGAGAAGUUGGACUGAGCAGGAGGAGGGGCCGGCGGGACUGAGGCGGGGCUGGGGGCUGUGCCGGAGAGGGGACAGGGCCGCGGGCUCCGUGCCUCCAUCCGUGCCACCGGAGCGACUCCGGUCACCGAGCGGGGUGCGGCCGCCGCCUCCUCUGCUCUCCCCGGGCCGGCAUCUUCCAAGCGGUUUCGGGGACCCCCGGCGGCGCGAUGGUGCGGAGGGACGGGGGGCGGGACAGGGCAGAGCGGGGACAGUGUGGUGGCUCUCGGGCCGGACACCCAGCGGUGGCUGUGCCGGCCCAGCACCGCCGCAGGACACACAACAGCCCUCGGCCAGCCCCGGCCCCGGGUGGCAGCCGGGCGAGGGCCGGGAGCGGCCCGUCCCGGGCGCGGCUCGGCCCCCACGUGCCUUAGGGCGCGGCAGGGCCUGCCCGCCCCCGCCCGGGGCCGCAGCUGCCCCCACUCUAUUUAUUUAUACGCUGUAAAUAGUUAUUUAUUGGGGCAGGGGGCGCGGGGCUCCAGCCCCAGCAGUGUUGCCCUUGCCGUGCCCUGGCACAGCUGCCCUACCCGGCUCCCUCCUGCGCCCCGUCUGCAGCAAUAGCACCUUCCUCCUCCUCUCCUUCCUCCUCCUCUUCUCGCUGCGGGGCCAGAGGAGGCUUUUCUCAGGUUGGGAGCGGGCGGAGCUCUCGCCCCCGUCCUGCAGGCGUUGGGGAGGGACCCGGGCGGGGGCACAGCGGGACCAACGUGCACAGCCAGGGACGGGGCAGCCCCCGGCGCUCCCCCGAGCGCGGGGCCCGGAGCUCCCGGCCCGUCCCGCCCUGCCCCGAACCGCCCAUGACGUCUGUUCUCGACCCCCGGUGAUUGUAGAGGCGGCGCCGGCCUGGGGCAGGGGGGACCCCGGCCCAGCCCCGCGGGUGGCCUUCGCCCAGCUGUACCUUUGUGCUGUACAGGGGACGCUUUUUGUACCGAUCGUGUUUUAUAACGUGUGCAGAACAUCCAUUAAACGGAACUAACCCGA
Molecule: messenger RNA, 5175 nt
Organism: Serinus canaria (Common canary)
Lineage: Eukaryota; Metazoa; Chordata; Aves; Passeriformes; Fringillidae
Gene: SCAP
Product: SREBF chaperone
Exons: 23
Coding region: 277-4176 (1299 amino acids)
Biological process (GO): SREBP signaling pathway
Cellular component (GO): endoplasmic reticulum membrane; Golgi membrane
Molecular function (GO): sterol binding; protein binding
Source: RefSeq, a predicted model, not a curated record